AUUACUCCCUAGCAUAGGCUUCUCCCUAUACAUAUAUUACGCCAUACCUAUGCGCAACUUCUCAAUGGAAAGGCGCUGAUUGCAUUGCCCUGAUGCACCUCAGCCCUGGCACCCUGGAGCACCCCUCCAGCUUCUGGAAGGGUUGCUCGGCUGCGACCAUGUAUAUGGUCGUAGCGGCGUGCCGGGCUUUCCUCUACACUGCAAACAACACAGAAGUUCACGGGCUCGAGAAAUUUCUGAAGCUCCUGGAAAGUCGCGCAGAUCUGGAAUCACGUACCCGCGGACUGAUCACUGUGUCAAAUCAUAUAAGCGUAAUGGAUGACCCCUUGAUGUGGGGGACAAUUCCGUUAUUAAAUUCACGGGCAUUCCAAUCGUCUAACCGCAGAUGGGCAUUUGGGAGCCACGAUAUAUGUUUCAGCAAUAGAGCUGUUUCUGCAUUUUUCACCUUAGGCCAGGUCUUGCCUACUCACCGGAGCCUUCAUUCUUCGUACGGAGGCCUCUUCCAACCCACCAUGACACAAGCAAUUCGUCUUCUAUCGCGCGGUCCCUUUUCUCCUGAACCAUACAUGGCGCCUGCUAGUCGGCAGUAUUGGAGUCUACAGAACGUCUGCGUUGAUCCGUUCUCAGAAGUGGCUACCGCAUAUACUACCACAGGCGAAGAUUCUCAUCUCGCGCCUUCGGCUUACGCUUGUAAUUCGUAUUCGUGGAUUCACAUCUUUCCCGAGGGUAAAGUGCAUCAGGCACCUAACAAGACAAUGCGAUAUUUUAAAUGGGGUGUCUCGCGGUUGAUUCUGGAGGCAUCUGAGUGUCCCGACGUUGUCCCAAUGUGGAUUGAAGGUACUGACCAAGUCAUGCACGAGGAUCGAACGUUCCCACGAUUCCUGCCCCGCGUCAACAAAAAUAUAAGCGUAACGUUUGGCGAUCCAGUUGACCUGGAGGAGCGGUUUGGUGAUUUAAGACGGCGAUGGCAGCACAUAAGGGCGAAGGCCGAAGGUGGCCAAGAUGUCCUUCCCCUUGGAGUUUUGAACGACGAACUCAAGUAUAGCAAGGAGGCUAUUGAGUUGCGCAUCGAGUGUGCAAAGAGGAUUCGAGAUCUGGUCCUCGCGGUUCGAAAAUCAAGAGGGUUGCCCGACGAAGACCCAAAGGAGAGCAGAGUCGAAACUUGGCUGCGUGAAGGGCCAAAAAUCGAGGGGAAAAUGGAUGAUGGAUCAUGGAUUCGAGAUGCUUAAGUGCCUGUAUAUUAUUGUUUUAUAUCAUUAGAUUUCAGUCACAAUUUCGCUAGUUUUACUCUAUCCAUAGCUAGUAAUACAUCAUCAUAGAAUACUAUUUUCUCAUUUUACGU
Histoplasma capsulatum G186AR is the source of this 1342-nucleotide messenger RNA. RefSeq names its product tafazzin. The transcript has 4 exons. Gene Ontology annotation, biological process: inner mitochondrial membrane organization; cardiolipin acyl-chain remodeling. Gene Ontology annotation, cellular component: mitochondrial membrane. The record is from RefSeq and is a predicted model, not a curated record. Gene Ontology annotation, molecular function: 1-acylglycerophosphocholine O-acyltransferase activity. The coding region runs from base 93 to 1229 and encodes 378 amino acids. Lineage: Eukaryota; Fungi; Ascomycota; Eurotiomycetes; Onygenales; Ajellomycetaceae.